Pistacia vera is the source of this 1085-nucleotide messenger RNA. RefSeq names its product 60S ribosomal protein L8. The transcript has 2 exons. The coding region runs from base 107 to 892 and encodes 261 amino acids. The record is from RefSeq and is a predicted model, not a curated record. NCBI's taxonomy places the organism in Eukaryota, Viridiplantae, Streptophyta, Magnoliopsida, Sapindales, Anacardiaceae. Gene Ontology annotation, cellular component: cytosolic large ribosomal subunit; ribosome. Gene Ontology annotation, biological process: cytoplasmic translation. Gene Ontology annotation, molecular function: structural constituent of ribosome; RNA binding.
UGCACAUACAUAGGCCCUAACCCUCCCUCCGUUCACCCUUCCAGCCGCUGCUGCCCCUUUCAAAGCCCCCAACACCCUAAAACCAUCGAGUCACCGAUUCGACUCAAUGGGUCGAGUCAUCCGAGCUCAGAGAAAGGGUGCUGGCUCUGUCUUCAAGUCCCACACCCACCACCGUAAGGGUCCGGCCCGGUUCCGUUCGCUUGAUUUCGGUGAAAGGAACGGGUAUUUGAAGGGGGUGGUAACAGAGAUUAUCCACGAUCCGGGUCGGGGCGCACCUUUAGCUCGCGUAACAUUUCGACACCCUUUUCGAUACCAGCACCAGAAGGAGCUGUUCGUGGCGGCUGAAGGGAUGUACACCGGGCAGUUCGUGUACUGCGGAAAGAAGGCAAAUCUGAUGGUCGGAAACGUUUUGCCCUUGCGUUCGAUUCCUGAAGGUGCGGUUGUGUGUAAUGUGGAGCAUCACGUUGGUGAUCGCGGCGUGUUCGCGAGAUCUUCGGGAGAUUAUGCUGUUGUAAUCAGUCAUAAUCCUGAUAAUGGAACCUCCAGGAUUAAGCUUCCAUCUGGUGCCAAGAAAAUUGUGCCAAGUGGGUGCCGUGCUAUGGUUGGCCAGGUUGCAGGUGGAGGCAGAACUGAGAAGCCAUUGUUGAAGGCAGGAAAUGCAUAUCAUAAGUUCAGAGUGAAAAGGAACUGCUGGCCCAAGGUCCGUGGUGUUGCCAUGAACCCUGUUGAGCAUCCCCAUGGUGGUGGUAACCACCAACACAUUGGGCAUGCUAGUACCGUUCGCCGAGAUGCUCCUCCUGGCCAAAAGGUUGGUCUCAUUGCUGCCAGGAGGACUGGUCGUCUUAGAGGACAAGCAGCAGCUACUGCUGCAAAGGCUGACAAGAGUGCUUAGAAUAUGUUACUGCUUUGUAUUCCUCGUCAUUUUAUUUUUUGCUCUUGAAAGUUUUUCAUUUGCUUUCUCUGGUUAUGCUGAAAAUUUUGUUUGCUAACUUUUGAAGGAUUUUUUUUUGAUAUUUAAUAUGUGAACUUCAAUCUUUUGUAUGAUUCGUUUCGAAAGCUAAUUUUGUUAGAAAUUAAUUUUUGGA